GUGGAAAGCCUGUUAAAUACGCACGAUGAGCAACCAAAUCCAACCAGGGGAACUCAGCGAACAAGAAAAGGAAGAGAAUGAAGAAAAGAAAAGAAAGCGCCGUCGACGACUGGCAUUAAUACUGUCGCUCAGUAGUCUCGGUAUACUGGCGCUGCUCGGCGGUGGCAUUGGGGCCGCAGUGGGUGGUGGUACCGCAGCAAGUGUUGAUCAUAUGAGCGAUGUGUCUGCUACUGAGACAUUCUCUCAUAAUGCGUCUUCUACUGAGACUUCCACUAUGGAGAAUGUACAUGGAAAUACAGAUAGAGCUACGUUAUCGGAAUCUAUUAACGACACAGACGAAGUGAUACAUGAAACAACAGUCGCUCCAGGGACUUCAUUUCCUAACAUAUUUCCAUCGACAACUGAAUCAAACGCGCCAGUGGAGUGUUCGCCAACCGAGUUCACGUGCGGUACAGGGGAAUGUCUGCCAGUGGACAUGACAUGUAAUGGCAUCCGAAAUUGUGGAGACGAUUCUGACGAGAUUGGGUGUCCAGAAGGAUGCCUAGACACCCAGUUUGAAUGUGAAAAUGGCGUGUGUACGCCGCUAGGUUUUCAGUGUAACGGUGUUGUAAACUGUGGAGACGGUACAGAUGAAAAUGGAUGUCAAACGUGCAGCCCUGAACAAUUCACUUGUGAUGAUGGUAGCUGUCUUCCAGCGGAAUACGCCUGUGACGGGAUACUCGACUGUAGAGAUUUCUCAGAUGAGUUGUACUGUGAAGAGUGUGCAGACGACGAAUUCCGCUGCUCAUACCGUGUGUGUAUUCCCCAAGCAGGGGCAUGUGAUGGUGUGAAUGACUGUGACUUCGAUAUCGUCUCCGAUGAGGCGUAUUGCACUUGCAACGAAGACGAUUUUCAGUGUGCGGAUGAGCGUUAUUGCAUCCCAGCCGCUAAGGUAUGUGAUCGAAUUCUAGACUGCAGGGAUGAUUCUGACGAAUUUGGACCACAGUGUAUGUGGUGCAGUGUUGACGAGUUCACGUGUGAUGAUGGUAGCUGUAUCCAACCAACGAGUGUCUGUGAUGGAAUAAGCGACUGUUCUGACUUAUCAGAUGAAGCCAAUUGUGAUACGCGAUGUGGACCAGGCCAGUUUGUUUGCAAUGAUGGCUAUUGUCUAGGGACAGCGUGGGUAUGCGAUGGGAUAUAUGACUGUCCAGAUCAAUCAGACGAAGGCGCUCACUGUACGGCGUAAUGUCAAGUAAACAACUAUGAUGAUCUGAAGAAACAUCGUGUUCAACAUUCGGCAACCUAAGACACCGUUUCCAUCACCGGGAAUUCAUUGAAAUUUACUCGUUACUGUCAUCAAAACCUGUCUGCAGACAACCUUGAUGUGCGUUUUUCAUUUUGUUAAGUUGUUAUUCAGACUUAUUUUCAUUUCUUAGUUAUCGUAACUCAUAUAGUGUUUCUGGCAAUCGCAAAGUAAUAUCACAC
Messenger RNA from Saccoglossus kowalevskii, 1464 nucleotides. RefSeq lists its product as uncharacterized. The record is from RefSeq and is a predicted model, not a curated record. Gene Ontology annotation, molecular function: hormone binding; protein binding. Gene Ontology annotation, biological process: receptor-mediated endocytosis. NCBI's taxonomy places the organism in Eukaryota, Metazoa, Hemichordata, Enteropneusta, Harrimaniidae. Gene Ontology annotation, cellular component: apical plasma membrane; plasma membrane; signaling receptor complex.